CCGCCCGACGACGCCUGACUGUUCUGACGUCACUCCACUUCCUGUCUCCACCCAUUUGCAGCCAUGAUGCAGGAAGGGUUGGACGACGGACCCGACUUCCUCUCCGAGGAGGACCGGGGACCACGUGCAGUCAACGUGGACCUUCAAACAGACGCCAUGCUGCAGGUUGACAUCUCUGAUGCCCUGAGUGAGCGAGACAAGGUCAAAUUUACCGUUCACACCAAGAGCACGCUUCCCAACUUUAAGCAGAACGAGUUCUCGGUGGUCCGACAGCAUGAAGAGUUCAUCUGGCUGCAUGACUCCUUUGUGGAAAAUGAAGAAUACGCAGGAUACAUCAUCCCCCCAGCACCUCCAAGACCAGACUUUGAUGCAUCCAGAGAGAAGCUGCAGAAGCUGGGCGAGGGCGAGGGAUCCAUGACUAAAGAGGAGUUCACAAAGAUGAAGCAGGAGCUCGAGGCAGAGUACCUUGCCAUCUUUAAGAAAACCGUAGCCAUGCAUGAGGUCUUCUUAUGUCGUGUGGCGGCUCAUCCUGUGCUCAGGAAAGACCUCAAUUUCCAUGUCUUCCUGGAGUAUAACCAGGAUCUGAGUGUACGAGGGAAGAACAAGAAGGAGAAACUGGAAGAUUUCUUUAAAAAUGUGGUGAAGUCGGCAGAUGGUGUCUUGGUGGCUGGAGUCAAGGAUGUGGAUGAUUUCUUUGAGCACGAGAAGACGUUUCUGUUGGAAUAUCACAACAGAGUCAAGGAUGCUUCAGCCAAGUCUGACAGAAUGAUCCGAUCACACAAAAAUGCUGCUGAUGACAUCAACAGAAUUGCCUCAUCUCUCUACACAUUAGGAACACAGGACUCCACAGACCUCUGCAAGUUCUUCCUCAAAGUGUCAGAGUUGUUCGAGAAAACUCGGAAAAUUGAAGCUCGCAUUGCAGCAGAUGAAGACCUGAAGCUGGCCGACCUGCUGAAAUAUUAUUUGAGGGAGUCACAGGCUGCAAAGGAUCUCUUGUACCGGAGGAGUCGGGCUUUGGUCGACUAUGAGAACGCUAACAAGGCUCUAGAUAAGGCUCGGGCCAAAAACAGAGAUGUUCUGCAGGCUGAGACCAGUCAGCAGCUUUGCUGCCACAAGUUUGAGAAAAUCUCAGAGUCUGCCAAGCAAGAGCUCAUAGACUUUAAGACAAGGCGAGUGGCAGCCUUCAGGAAGAACCUGGUGGAGCUGGCCGAGCUUGAGCUCAAACACGCCAAGGGGAACCUCCAGCUGCUGCAGGGCUGUCUGGGCAUCCUGAAAGGAAACACUUAACUGUUUGAUACUGCAUACAUCCAGCUGGAUGCCCCCUGGCUUCUGUCCCGCCCAUUUCCAGCUGGACAAUCCCGUCACAUGGGUGAAACCUGCAAGGACAGAAAACCGACGCCAAGAUAACUGGACCUGGAGACAAAUAGAAAGAGUCUGAAAUAAAAAAGACAGGAAGUCUGUUGUCAUCAUCACUAACAAGACAGUCUUUUUUUUGUUUUUGUUUAAUGCCCUGAGUCCUGUUCAUCAUCUUCCUCUUUCUCAAGCAGCAUAAGUAUUGGUCCUACUGUUCUUUUGCCUGAUUUGCAGCGCCUGUACUGGCCCUACUGAGCCACCAUAACCAGCAGAGUAAGACUGCUCCCUCAGAGGUCCUAAUAAAUUAGCUGUUUCUGUGGUUUCAGUCUGAUUCUGCUAUAACUGGAUAUGAUUGGACAUUCUGUACUUUUUGUAAAUUUGUGAAGUUAAAUAAACCAGAUUCAGUCUAAAAUUGUCACCUUUUCAAAACGUAAAUAAAGAUUUUAGGUCAAAAGAGAAACAAGUGAAUGUGACUCCUAGGAGGGGAUACUGACCCGGUCUGCUGCAUCUGUACUCACGGGUCCAAGUUUGUCUCUGCUGGUGACCAACCUCCAUCUCAAGGCCGCUUCUGUCGUUUUUGAGUCUUAUUUAGUGCACAGCAGCAUAACUUUAGCUCAACAAGCUUACUGCUUUAACCAGAGAAGGAAAAAUCAGACAGUUGCUGAUUGUAUCGAACUGUAUUACUGUUGGCUUCUAUUGUGAUGCAUUGCACUCCUAUUAGUGUGGGGGUUUUAAUUUUUUUUGUGCUCUAAAAAACCCUCAGUCGACCACAGUGUCUGGUUAGUAGCUGUUCAUUGAACUUCUAUCAGUGUUUUAACGAACCUGGAAACAAGAUUCAUGUUUUGACUUUGUUUGAAAGUUUAAAGACUCAAAAACAGACAAAAGUAGUCAGUAAAAGACAAGUGUGUGUGUGUGCUGUUUUAUUUUUGUGCCACACAUGGCCUCACCUGUUGUUUUGCAUUUUCUGCCUCUUCGGUUCUGUUUAUUUUGGUGGCGCUUGUGUGUCCAGGGGGGAUCUUAAUGUGUAUCGACUUCCUGUGGCGCUGCUACUGCUGUGUGACGGCGUUUUGAGUCCAGUUCUCUGUUCCUGUUAAAGUGUAAAUUCACUAUAGAAAAAACAAACACAAACUUGUACAUGUUUGUAUUAGUUGACUAAUGAACGCUAACGAUCUUCAUCACUCAUUGUAGAUUCUUUGUUCACUUAUCAGACGUUUGUCACUCUAAUCGAAAGCGGAGCUUCUGUUUGCCUUAACGCUGAUCGGUGGCUCCUCAUGGGUCAUUGAAAAGAAAAAGUUAAGUCACCAAAUGAAAACAGUUUCUGUUCUUAUCCCUAUUUUUUAAUGAACUGUAUACGAAUGUUUUUCAAUCUUGUGUGACCAAAGCUGCUUCUGCUGAUUCAAGAAGGAAACAAAAAUAAUAAAAGAUGAUUAUGAAAUUCACAACAUUUUAGUUGUUUAAACUUCAGCAGGUCUGUAAUCCACCCUGAUCGUACUGAGACUCAAUAAAACUUUACAGUUUUCUUACAAAUAA
Messenger RNA from Maylandia zebra (zebra mbuna), 2883 nucleotides. RefSeq names its product sorting nexin 6 (gene snx6). Gene Ontology annotation, biological process: retrograde transport, endosome to Golgi. Gene Ontology annotation, molecular function: phosphatidylinositol binding. The record is from RefSeq and is a predicted model, not a curated record. NCBI's taxonomy places the organism in Eukaryota, Metazoa, Chordata, Actinopteri, Cichliformes, Cichlidae. Gene Ontology annotation, cellular component: endosome.